UGCAGUUGUCUGUUUGAGUCUUUGUGCUGCUUGGCCCUGCGGACGCCAUUAGUUUUUGUCCUUGUUAGUGUAGCGUUUGUUGCAAGUGGAAUUUAGGAAAAAACUGGUGCAAAUUUCCACUUUCAGUUAAGCAAGUCCGUUUUGUCCUUGCAGCUAUGUCUUCGAAACGUAAAUCGGAACCGGUUAAGAAGCCAGCGAAGCGGAAUAAGAAGAAAAUCGACGAAGAUUACAGCUCGGAUCAAAGCGACGAUUAUAACAACGAUGGGCCUUCAGCAGAGGUGAUUAUUCCGUCCGAUGACAUUAACAAUCAUGAACAAUUACCGGAGGAUUUACUCAAAACUUACGACAAAGGGCCCGGUCGGUUGCUUAUCUCUGGUAUGGUAACCUGGGACAUGACAGGAAGAAAAGCCGGUACUAAAGGCACAGCCAAAGUACGGCCGAAUCUCUACACUUUCCAUCGCUUUACGUCGGAUACGUACCGUUCCGUAGUAAGUGGAUGCUGUUCGGCUCACUCAGUGCUAAUUACUACGGAUAUGAAGGCGUUAGCAUUCGGCCGCAACCAAUUCGGACAAUUGGGUCAGGCUGAUUUGAAAACAAUCGAAAAACCAACCCAGGUUACCGGCCUGGAAUGCUUCAAUGUCAUCCAAGCAGCUUGUGGUAGAAACCAUACACUUUUCUUAACCGACGCUGGUAUCGUUUAUGCGUGCGGUGACAACAAAAGCGGACAAUGCGGUGUUGGAAACACACAGCCAAUGAUUUUGAAGGCGACUCGUAUAAACUAUGGAGGACCGCCGAUUAUUCGGAUUGGAUGUGGUGCUGAUUUUUCAAUGAUACUUGACAUAAAGGGUAAUUUGUAUUCUUUCGGGCUACCGGAAUAUGGCCAGCUUGGGCACAAUACUGAUGGUAAAUAUUUUGUAACUUCCAAUAAAAUGUCAUUUCAUUUCGAAACAUCGCCCAAAAAAAUUGUUUUAUACGUCGAGAAGGCUAAAGACGGCCACGUAACGCCCAUUGAUGAUGUUAAAAUUGUCGACUUUUCAUGCGGUAACAAUCAUACAGUCGCAAUUGACUCAAAAAAUAGAGCAUUCAGCUGGGGAUUCGGAGGCAUCGGACGACUCGGUCACUCUGAGCAAAAGGAUGAGAAAGUUCCUAGACUGAUCAAAUUUUUCGACUUCCAAAACCGAAAAGUCCUACGUGUUUUCUGUGGCACUUCCUACAGCCUUGCCACCACCGACAUAGGCAACUUAUAUCUGUUCGGUCAAAACAAGAAAACCGGUGAAGCAAAUAUGUACCCGAAACCGGUACAAGAUCUGUCCGGAUGGAACAUUACCAGUAUUGGAACUAGUUACACUUCAAUUGUCAUUUCCGCCGACGACUCGUUGAUCGCUUGGGGAGCAUCACCGACGUACGGUGAGCUAGGUCUUGGCGAUUUGCAGAAAUCAUCUUCCACGCCGAAAGCGGUUUCCCGUUGCGAUGGCAUGAAAAUACCACAAGUUUCAAUGGGUUACUCGCACACUUUGCUUCUCGUCAAUACGGAGCAUGAACUGACUAAGCAAAAAUACAACACAUUCCAGGAAUUUAUUAUAGAUUAAUCAAAUUCAGGUUUAACUAUUGUGUGAGCCUUACUAAUACCCGUUCGUCUAUUUUGGCAGGUUCAACUGCUUAUUUUAUUCUUUUACUUAUGUAACAUUAAUGUUAACUCCACACAGCAAGUCUCCUAAGAAUAAACUCAUUUUAU
This is a messenger RNA of Sabethes cyaneus, 1735 nucleotides long. Its product is annotated as protein RCC2 homolog. The record is from RefSeq and is a predicted model, not a curated record. The coding region runs from base 156 to 1589 and encodes 477 amino acids. The transcript has a single exon. NCBI's taxonomy places the organism in Eukaryota, Metazoa, Arthropoda, Insecta, Diptera, Culicidae.